CCUGAGUUUAUUUGAAUUCAGUGAUUUUUAUCACUAACUGCAGUAAACCACCAGCAGUCAGUGUUUGGGUUAAAUGCUUUUGUGUUUGCGCGCUAGAAGAUCGCAUAGAACCCAAACAGAACCGUUCGGUCCGGCGGAAAAAUGCACCCGAUCCGACUGUCGAUCCCGUCGUUCCGUUCGGAGAACAGCUCGGCGGAGAAAGGAUUCACGGUCUUCAAAAUUGACGUGCUGGUGAAAGGCAGACUGCACAGUGUUGAGAAACGCUACAGUGAAUUCCACGCUUUGCACAAAAUGCUGAAAAAAAGCAUAAAACCUCCUGAAAUCCCUUCGAAGCAUGUCAGAAACUGGGUCCCUAAAGUUCUGGAGCAGAGGAGGCACGGCCUGGAGCUCUACCUGCAGACUGUAAUUAUGGAAAAUGAGGUCCUCCCAAAGAUAUUCCUGGAUUUCCUCAACGUCCGCCAUUUUCCGUCAGUGCCAAAAACAGAAAGCUGUGGCUCCUUUGACACAGAAUCAAUGGAAUCAAGUAAACUGUCCCAUCAGCCAGUGGUGGUUUAUCUCAGAGAUCCAUACCUGCUUCCUUCUGCACACGAUACCUUUUCCAACGUUGUGAUUGAAGGCGUGGUGGACGGCGUUUUCUACCCCGAUUUUCAGCCGAGGUAGAGCCGCCAGGAGGAAAAUGACGCGAUGCGUCUCACCAGCUUCGUUGUGCACCAGGAAGAACGUUUAAGAACAUAAUUUGAACCUCUUUUUUUUUUUUUUUUGCACAAACAUACAUCAAAAACUCACAAGUCUUCUACUUUUUUUUUUUUUUUACUAAAAUGAAUUGCUGGUCUCUGGAUAACUCACUACAUUUUAUGCAUUAGCACUAACUUAUGUUUUCCUCCAUAUUUCAUCUGAUUUUCACUUUAAAUCUCAAUUUUAAAAUGUAAAUUAUACGAGAAUUAGUCUGACGGGUACAUUUAAAUAGCUUUGGAAAAAGGUGAACAUUCUCGGUAGUUUUAGAGUUAGAUAUUGGAAUGAUAAUAAAAAUAGGCUGGAAAUGUUAGUGAACGUGUCGUAUCUUGAAGAUAACGACGUUUGAGGGUUUGAACAAAACCUUUGAUGCAUUUCUUUUUGGUCGCAAAGGAGCCGGUCGAGGGCGAGCAGCAGCAAUAACGUGGCUGUGGCUUCAUUCUGGUCACACUGACGCAUUUAAACAGAUUCUGAAGUGAUGUGUAUCCUUAUUUGUAGUUUUUUUGUUAAAUGUUUUCUCAGAUGCCGAAUGAUCUGCUCCGUUCCAAGCAGUCGUGAGCUUGGGAUCUUUAAAGAAGCACGCAGUUUGAAACCAAAACUGCAAAAGCUUUCACUGUGUGACGUAGUCUGAGUAAAUUAAAACUUGCCUUUAAUUAGAAAUGACCAUUAUACCAGCAGUGUGAAAUUAAUGGUUUAUGACUCAUUACGUCACACAGAGCCUGUUACAUAAAAAUCCCUUAUUAAAUAUCGACGCUCCUGGUAAAAUAUGCGUAAAAAGCCUUAAAUUAAAUAGUUUUUGUGGGGAGUUGUUAAUCCUGGCGUGCUACUAUUCACUCCAGUUUUAUAAACCCUUUAGCUUUUCCUCCGACUUUAGAAAUGUUGAGUUUAGUUGAAAACCUAUGUUACUGUAUCAAACACACAUUUGCCUUAUCUAAACGGCAUCCUCCUUUGAAAUAAUUACCUUUUAAAAUUUCCUCCAGACUCUGAUUAACUUAAAAAAACGUUAAUAAAGAAUGCUUCAAUUACAUUAUCUUUACUAACAUGAGUAUAUUUUUAAAAACGAUCCUUACGUUUCCCAGGUGUAUAACUCUUUAAUGUUUUUUUAGCCUCUGCUGUUUGCAUACAGGAUUUAUUGAACCUUGAUGGUACCAAACCUACGUGGCAUCAAUUUCAAUUACUCACCAAGUUUCCACUUUUUAAUCAGAUCCAUAAAAUUAAACUAAAGAAUCAUGUGUUUGUGGUGCAAUUACCUUAUUUUCCGUUAAAAUUUUUUACAUGAACAAUAAUAAGACUUAUUUAUUGUGAAAGGAAAACAAUACACAGCCUAUAGAGAUAAUCAUUUGAAUAAUUAGUUUUUUGUUUUUUUUGUAAGUGAUCUAUGCAAAACUAUUUCAGCUGAAAAACUAGUUUUGAGCCGUUGCUGUGAAGCUGCUUCUGUAAAAACGCUGUCCUGGUUAAAGUACGAUUUCCACAAAGAGGUUCUUGUUUCUACAAAAACCUGAAUCAUUUUCUUUUUUUUAUUCCUGAAAACCAGCAUCUAACACUAACUCCUUCCAUGUUACAUUAAAAAUGGGAAUAUAUCAUUAACAGGCCAGUUGUGAAGGUAUUAAUGAAGUGGACAUAAAGGGUGCUUUGUUUUAACAUGUGCAAUAUAAGACCAGACAACUACUCACCGUUUUGUAGAUGUAGAUUAAAUCUGUGACUUUGUUUGGACAGUCGUCAAUAAUCAGUUUUUUUUUUUUUCUUGGCUGGAUCUUUAUUUCUUAACAUUGAAGCAAAGAUCUCUUUUAAUUAGUAAAAGGAAGUUAAGUAAAAUCAUCCACUAAAGAUUCAUGGUGAAUAUUUUUAUGUAUUUAUUGUGUAACUGAGUGUAAAUGUCGUAUCUGUGCCAUAAUGUCAGUAAAUGCUGAAUCUACACUAAUGAAAGCUUUGUAAAAUACAAACACUAAUAAAAUUAUGAUUUACAAA
Molecule: messenger RNA, 2700 nt
Organism: Poecilia reticulata (guppy)
Lineage: Eukaryota; Metazoa; Chordata; Actinopteri; Cyprinodontiformes; Poeciliidae
Gene: snx24
Product: sorting nexin 24
Molecular function (GO): phosphatidylinositol phosphate binding
Source: RefSeq, a predicted model, not a curated record